This is a messenger RNA of Xiphias gladius (swordfish), 1251 nucleotides long. RefSeq lists its product as uncharacterized. The record is from RefSeq and is a predicted model, not a curated record. Bases 8 to 316 code for a protein of 102 amino acids. Lineage: Eukaryota; Metazoa; Chordata; Actinopteri; Istiophoriformes; Xiphiidae. The transcript is spliced from 2 exons.
CCACCACAUGCAGUGCAGCCGCCGUCUCUUUGAGAUUCAGCUGUCACACAGACGCAUCAGUGCUGCUUACAUUGAAGGGGACAACGUGGCGGUCACUGUGGAGGGAGAGGCAGCGCGUGUCCUCAACUUUGACACAGGUUGUGGGGUAAAUCUAGGUAUGCGUGGUCUGGAGUCAAUGGGGACAUUCAUUUACCGAACAGCCACCGCUGUGGACCAGAAUGAUAUUCUAGAGGCGCUGUCGGCUAAGAUGCAGCACUCCAGACAUGUGGCCGAGACCUUCAAGCAGACAGGCCUGGCUGAAUCAAUGUAUGAAUGACAUAGGACGAUGUCCAGGUGAAUGCAUAAUGCCACCUAGUGGAAGGUGGUGGUGAAUAAUUUCUGUUUACAAUGAAUGUUUACAAUGAAUCACGAGUCUGAUGCUGAACUAAACCACUAAUGGUUACAUACCGAACGGAGCUGAAUGAGUGUCAGCUUCGAACAGAUGGAUAAUGGAUGUUAACAUGUGCCAAUAAGUCGUUGUGACGUACAGUGAGUAGAUCUACUCUUAAUGUAUGGAGUGAGAAUAACAAUGACCACAUUUUGUCUAGUAUAUUUUUUCUGAUUUUCAGGUUACAAAGCUUGAUGAUACAGGGAACUGCUGCAGAAAGAGAUAGACAGUAUAAUGUCUUACAGAUGCCGUGAAACAAUAUACUCUGACUAUUAAUGCACUGCAGUUUGGAUUAGGAUUUCCCUGUAAAGUGUGAGAAUGUAAUCCAGUGAAAUCUAGCUCUAAGAGACUACGAGUAUUGGGAUUAGAUGAAAACUCUGUGAUCUUUACCGUUUUCAUCACUAUCAUCGUUAGGGAAAGAACUGACUUGAUUUUCAAAAUGGAGCUGAUUGUGCUCUGUGCACAGCACAUCAUAGGCUAGAACUGAAAAUGGUAUAAAGCUAUUAUUGUCCAUGAUUCAACAAGGGCACACACGUGUAGAAUCAGAUGAAGUGAGGAGGCAGCUGCUCCAAAGUGUUAUUAUCAAGCCUUUUAUCUUUGUGUUGGUUUGACAAUGUGGUGGUAAUUACGGUGAUAACGUUGUGAGGUAUUUGCUAAAGUUUCCUAUUUUUGUGUACUGCCUUGUAAAUUAAGGUGUUUGACAUAUUUUAAAUAUAGGGCACUAUAACAAUAUUAUGGGCAAACUGUAUUAUCACAAAUUCAUUUUGCUGGCAUCAGUUUUUUUCUUUCCUUUUAAUAUUUUUGCUCCAGGUGAUCUGAAAGGA